This is a messenger RNA of Meleagris gallopavo (turkey), 1538 nucleotides long. NCBI's taxonomy places the organism in Eukaryota, Metazoa, Chordata, Aves, Galliformes, Phasianidae. The record is from RefSeq and is a predicted model, not a curated record.
AGCCGAUCUGUUUGCUCCAGCUGCUAGGAGGCUUUAGUUUACAGUAGCAUUCAAGUUUUUCCUGUUUUGAACAGGUUAUGAAGGAAGAAUGGAGUUUCCAGACCAUAGCCGCCAGUUGCUGCAGUGUCUGAGUCAGCAGCGUCACCAGGGCUUCCUGUGUGACUGUACUGUGUUGGUUGGAGAAGCUCAGUUCCGAGCGCACAGAGCCGUCCUCGCCUCUUGCAGCAUGUACUUCCAUCUUUUCUACAGGGACCAGUUAGACAAAAGGGAUAUUGUGCAUCUGAACAGUGACAUUGUCACGGCCCCUGCCUUCAGCCUGCUGCUUGAAUUCAUGUACGAGGGGAAGCUGGAGUUCCACAGCCUCCCGGUGGAAGAUGUGCUGGCCGCUGCCAGCUACCUCCACAUGUAUGACAUUGUGAAAGUCUGCAAGGGCAAGUUGAAAGAUAAAGAAUCGGGCUCGGAGGAGAAGCCGGGCGAUGAGGCGGCCGUGCUGGACAAAGCGGAGCGUUUCCUCGAUGAGUUCGAGCCGGGGGGCAAAGCGAGAUUGGAAUACGAGCGGGCCGUGGGCAAGGAGAAGGUGGGAUCCCACCCCGCCUGGCCCUGCGGCCCCCCCAACCUCAGCCCGGCCGAGGCAGAGCCCUGCGCGGCGGCAGCUGGAAAAACAAAGGCAAAUGUCAAUAGUUGUGCGGGACCUUUGUCCCAAAGGUCCGCCAGCCGUCCCCCGGUGUCGAGCGAGGCCGACUGCGCGCUGGAUUUGUCUUUCAAGCCCAUGCUGGGGAGAGAUUCCUUGCAGCCCUCCUAUGCCUUCGGACAGCUGGCUUCCGACAGCCAGCAGCAGGGCACCGAGCCGCUGGUGAAGGAUGAACAAGAGUCGCUGUCAGAGCGGGAGGACGGCGAAGCCGGCAGUCCGGAGAGUCAGCAUUUUGGGAACUCGGCCAAGAGUCUGGUGACAGGGUUAGGACACAUGUUCGCAAGGAAUGGCAGCUCUCACGGCCGGGAGGAGGACCUAGACCAAGAGCGAGAGGAGAGCGAGGACGACAUAGACCCCGCGGACAUCUCUGCGGGCGUGCUGGUGCCCCCAGGGCACAUCUGCAUCUGCCCGCUGUGCAGCAAGGUGUUCCCCAGCCCGCACGUCCUGCAGUUGCACCUCAGCUCCCACUUCCGCGAUAAGGAUGGCGCCAGGAGCCGCCUCUCCCCCGACGGCGCGGUGCCCACCUGCACCCUCUGCGGGAAGACUUUUUCCUGCAUGUACACCCUGAAGCGGCACGAGCGGACGCACUCGGGCGAGAAGCCCUACACCUGCGGGCAGUGCGGGAAGAGCUUCCAGUACUCGCACAACCUGAGCCGCCACGCGGUCGUGCACACCCGUGAGAAGCCCCACGGCUGCAAGUGGUGCGAGAGACGCUUCACGCAGUCGGGGGAUCUGUACAGACACAUCCGCAAGUUCCAUUGUGGCCUUGUCAAGUCUUUGGUUGUUUGAGACGUGGGAUUCUUCUUAUUUUCACUCCCCCCUUCCCUCCCCCCCCUCGCGCUCUUAA